AUGGCGCAAGGCGCGACGCUCGCGCGCGUGGCUUUUGCUCCCGCUGCGCAAUCGCCGCUGCCGGCGCCGGCGGGGCUUCCGUCAGCUGCAGCUCCGUACUCCGAUCUUCACGCCGCAGUCUCCGCCGUGUUUAGCGGGCCGUCGCCAAUCCCAUUAUCUGCUGCCGCCGAUGGCGCGUCGCCGUCGCUUCCGUACAGGCUCGUCGCGAGUGACAGUAACGAGGGGUUGCUGUACUGCUGGCGGCCCGGCGGCGAGGCGCUGACUGUCGUGGGAUGCGGUACGCGCGCAGCGAGCGGCGCUUACGCGGAUGCGGACUCAACGGAGGAUCCGGCCGCGGGCGCGUGUGACUCCAUCCGCAUGCCGCUCUCCCCAGCCCCGUCCGCGCCGGUGCGGCAGCUGCUGCUCUCCCCCUCUGGGCGCUCCCUCGCGCUGCUCUCGCCCUCCGCCCUCGCCGUUGCGGACGUCUCCUCUGCCGCGGCGCGCCUGCGCACACACGCGGGCAAGCCGGCGCUGGGGGGAGAGAUGCGCGCGGAGGAUGCUGAUGCUGUUCCGUGUGUGCGAGUGGCAGACUUUCAGGGGGAGGCGGUGCACGUGGUGCAGGCGGCAUGGCACCCCCUCAGUGACGCGCACAUCGCCCUCCUCACCUCCGACAACGUCUUCAGGCUGUACGACAUCUCAGCAGCCGCCCACUCUGCAGCCACCGCCCCACAGCAGCGCGCAGCAGCCACGGCAGCAGUGGAGCAGGAGUACGUGCUGCAGCCCGCCACGUCAGCUGCCACGUCAGCUGGUGCAGCAGCAGGUGGAGGGAGUGCAGGGGCGGGGUCGCCCGGUGCGUGCGUGGGGUUUGCCUUAGGUGGCGACCACAUCUGGGAGCGCUUCUCUGUCUUCUUCUGUUUUCAGAAUGGCUCCAUAUACGCGCUCUGCCCUCUGCUGCCCUUCAACUCGUGGGUGUCUGCAAAAGCCCUUGCAGAGCUAAGGGCCGACGCCGAUUGCUGCUCCCUCUCCGCACCUGCACGCACACACGCGCUCCUCGCCUCCUCCUGGCUCUCCCACUCCUUCCCACAACCCCGAACCCCCCCGCACCGAGCACACUUACAACACUCCUCCCCUUCCCCGGAUGCCGCCGCUGGCUCUCGGCUGAUGCUUCUUGGGUCGGGGCAGGAGAGGGAGCAGGCGGGGGAGGCUGGGGGAGCCGGGCUGGUGAAAUCCGCUCGCUAUGCCAUUGGGAGCUCAUCACUCGUGCUGCAGGGCCCCUUUCCCACCAUAACCGGAGACGACCCAUCCCUCUCCUCCCCCUCCUCCUCGCCCCUCCACCCCUCCUCCUCCUCUUCUCUCCCUCCAUCCCCCCAAUCGCUGCCCUGCUGCGUGGCGCUAACAGUGGUGGGGCAGGACAGUGUGCUGCUGGUGGGGGAGAGGGGCGGCGCAGUGCGAGUGCUGGUCAUGGCGGACGAGGUGCAUCCCAUGUGGGACACUGCCCGCGCGCCCUCUCUUGUCUUCUCUUCCCGUCACGCCACGCUGCAAUCGGUUGCCAUGACUGCUCGCUCACAACUGCUGCCUGUGCCGUCCCCAGGUGCUGCUGCUGCUGGUGGUGCUGCUGGUGGUGCUGCUGGUGGUGCUAGUGGUGCCGAUAGUGCAGGGGAGGGAGGGACAGACGGUGCUGUGGUGUGGGCUGGCCGUCCCCCCCCAGUGCUGCUCUUCGGCCGAGUCGACCUCUCACUGCCCUCUACCUCCUCCCCUCUCCCUACUUCAUCCAAGUCACCACCGCCACCAUUGUCCAAGUCACAGCCGUCCAAGUCACAAUCACAGUCACAGUCACAGUCACAGUCACGCCUGUCAGCAGCAGCAGCAGCAGCAGCAGCAGCAGCAGCAGCAGCGAGUGCAUCGGUAGCAUCCCCUUCGCCGCUGCAUCAUCUCCCGCGCAUAGACCUGCAUGUGGAUGCGCGCGUGCCUGACUUUGUGCUGUGUGCGCACGCAUGGGGCGUGGAUGCAGUGCUGCUGCGCUGGCUGCCCUUCUCAGAUCACCACGACGCCCUCUCCGCCCGCCACAAGGCCCUCCCUUCAGUAGAAGUCUACAGCAUCUCCUCCUCCUCUUCCUCUUCCACCUCUUCCUCGUCUUUGUCGUCCUCUUCCCGCUUCUCCUCUUCGCGCCCCUCCUCUUCUCUUCCCCCGUCUUCCGCCUCUUCUCCUCCUGCUCCUCCUUCUGCCACAGCUGCUGCCGGGGUCCCCUGUAUCGGCCUAGCAGUGCUAUCCCGCAGCAGUAGGGGCCUCUCAGGAGCAGCAGAGAGGGGCGGGGAUGGGGAGGAACGGGUGGUGGUGACAGUAGACGCACGAGGGGGGUGUGCUGUGCUGAGAGUGCGGCGGCCGGGUAUAGCGCUGGUGGAAGGGGUAGAGGGAGCGGGAGAGGAGGAGGAGGAAGGCGAGGGGAGGAGUGUGGAGGAAGAGGAGGAGAUGGCAGGGCGGGGAGUGAGUGAGAGGGUGCUACGAGGUCCCACCUCUUCUGCCUCGCAGGUGCUACAGCAGGUGCCAGCAGCGGUGCGCAAGGCAGCGGCAUCAUCAAUGGAGGGCAAGGCCAUGCUGCACUCCUGUGCCAAGGCGCUGCAUGCCUCUCACGUCGCCUACGCUCAUGCCGCAUACGUGGAGGUGCGGGCGCACGAGCAGUGGGCGCAGCAGCAGGUGGAGCAGCAGCAGGCGCGGGCAGAGCGGCUGCAGCGAAUAGCGCAGGUGGAGGGGGACGUGUGUGCGGGGCUAGCAGCGCGCGUGCAGGAGCGCCUGCGCGUGAACCAGCGCCUCAUGCACCGCGUUGAGAAGGCCCGCGCCCGGGCUUGUUGGGGCCGGCACACGCUCUCUCUGGCUGAGCGGCAGCUCAAGGGGGAACUUGGGCUGGACGGGCAUCAGGCAGUGCGGGUGCGGCGGGCGCUGGGGCAGCUGAGUGACACGGUGCAGCAGCUGGCGGACAUGGUGCGGGAGGUGGAUGCGGAGCUGCUUAGACUAGACAUGCAAGGGCUGCACUGCAACGGUGGUGCCGUGUGA
Molecule: messenger RNA, 3030 nt
Organism: Closterium sp. NIES-65
Lineage: Eukaryota; Viridiplantae; Streptophyta; Zygnematophyceae; Desmidiales; Closteriaceae
Source: the annotation of a GenBank genome assembly